Penaeus monodon (black tiger shrimp) is the source of this 1581-nucleotide messenger RNA. Its product is annotated as PITH domain-containing protein GA19395-like. Gene Ontology annotation, cellular component: nucleus. The coding region runs from base 37 to 684 and encodes 215 amino acids. The transcript has 5 exons. Lineage: Eukaryota; Metazoa; Arthropoda; Malacostraca; Decapoda; Penaeidae. The record is from RefSeq and is a predicted model, not a curated record.
UUAAAUUCAUUAUUAAUAUUUACAGAAAAUCAAGCAAUGUCAGGUUGUGGUGGUGGUGGUCACGGCCAUGACCACUCAGGUCAUGGCUCUUGUGAAGGCCAUGAUCACACUCCAGCUGAACUGGGUGUGGCCUACAGCCUGUACACACGGAUAGACAUUGAUAAUGUGGAGUGUCUAAAUGAAGCUGUUGAGGACUCAGGUAAAACCGUUUUCAAACCUUGGGAAGAGAGACUUGACAGGGAAAAGUUUGUGGAAAGUGAUGCUGAUGAGGAGCUGCUCUUCAAUAUUCCGUUUACUGACAACAUCAAGUUGAAGGGGAUUAUCCUCGUAGGUGGUGAAAAUGGACAUCACCCUAGAAAAAUGCGACUAUUCAAGAAUCGUCCUCAUAUGACUUUUGAUGAUGUAAAUUCUGCAGCUGAGCAAGAAUUUGAUUUGCAGCAAGAUCCAACUGGUACAUUGGAGUAUACAACUAAAGUGGUUAAAUUUUCAUCAGUGACUCAUCUGACAAUCCACUUCCCAAGUAAUUUUGGUGAAGAAACAACUAAAGUUUCUUAUAUAGGCUUCAGAGGAGAAUACACAAAAGCACAUAGACAUGGUGUUACAAUAUGUAAUUAUGAAUUAUCUCCACAGAUGAUGGACCAUAAGGAUAAAGCUUUAGAUUCUGUUGGCAAGCCUAUUAUGUGAGGCAUUUUAUCUGAAAUUAUUCCCAGACUCAUGCUUGGGAUAGAUUAUUACACUCUUCAAAGGUGACUGAUAAUAUAAAAGCUCAAACUAUGUUAGAAAUAGGUCACUGAUAUGAUUAUCUCAAGUGAGCAAUUGGCCUGUCUUUGUAGUGCGCUUUUUGGCUUUUGAAUAGCAUAUGACUUACAAAGUUAAGAAUGAUGAGUAGGAGUGGUUCAUUACAAGGCAUAUGGAAAGAUAGUUGUAGAGUACCAUUUUAUUAGAAUUUGCAAAUCCCCAUUUUGCAGACACUGUAACUAUUCAAAAUUGGUAACUAAGAUAUGUAGUUGCCAUAUGUAUGUAAGUUCUGUAAUGAACACCUGGCUGUGAUGACUUAGUGUUAAGUGCAACAAACUGAGAUAUUCUAGCAGGGCUAUGCAGUUCUUAUAAUGCUGUGAAGUUUAUGGUCUAAAGGCUUUUUUUUUUUCUUUCUUUUUGUAUAUGUAAAAGCAUUACUAAUUUGUAAAAUAUAACUAUAGUUACUAGAUUUUAGAUAACAACUAUUUAAAACCAUACAUCACAAUGUUACUCACAGUCCAAGCUAUAUCAGGCUAUCACUAUGUAAUGACUAAGAUUGUGAAUUUAUAUGAUUUGUAAGAAUACAUAUAUAACAGCAAAAUACAUUUCAUAGAUAUGUAUUUAAAUAUGUAAGGUUGAUUUUAUUGCUUGUUAGUAAGGCAGUUUGUGUAUGAACUUUGUAAUAUUUCCAAUUUAUAGUUGUCUGUGUUGGAUGCAUGCACCUGUUAUCAGUUUUAACUGAGAAUAAAGGGAAAAGGCAUAGCAUGUGAUUAGAGCUAAAAAUUAUUAUCAUUUGUCCCAGUGUACUAUCUUGGCAAAAUAAAGGUACAUACAUUUACUGAA